This is a messenger RNA of Naegleria gruberi, 1263 nucleotides long. RefSeq names its product histone acetyltransferase gcn5. Gene Ontology annotation, biological process: chromatin remodeling; positive regulation of transcription by RNA polymerase II. Lineage: Eukaryota; Heterolobosea; Eutetramitea; Acrasida; Naegleriidae. The record is from RefSeq and is a predicted model, not a curated record. The transcript has a single exon. The coding region runs from base 1 to 1263 and encodes 420 amino acids. Gene Ontology annotation, molecular function: protein binding; histone H3 acetyltransferase activity. Gene Ontology annotation, cellular component: histone acetyltransferase complex.
AUGUUUGAAUUAUUAAAGAAGGAAAUUGAUGAUUCCACAUCAAUAAUAUUCAGACCUGAUUUUGAUGAUCUGUACUCUGGUGUAGAUCAAUCAAAAUCUGAAAAGCUUUCAAAACCUUCUAAAAAAUCAGGAAAUAACAAUAGAAAGCAAAACAAUCAAACUGAUGAUGAAAGAUGCUCCAGAGUUGUUAUGGUCACAACUUCUACUCAAAUAUUGGGGCCUGAUCUCGGUUCAUCUGCAUCAGGUUCUUCAAAUAAGGGAAAUGAACAGACUGCUCUUCGUUUUGAAAUCGUUUUCAAUGAUGGAUCAGUUGAUAGCUUGCAAAAACUAUUGGCUGCCAAGAACAUUUAUGGUAAACAAUUGCCAAAGAUGCCUAAGGAUUACAUUGCCAGAUUGGUUUUUGACAGAAGUCACAGAACCAUUGUAGGUUUACAAAAUGGACAAAUUGUAGGUGGUAUCAGUUUUAGACCAUUCUUUCCACAAGGAUUUUCUGAAAUUGCUUUCUGUGCCAUUACAGGUAACGAACAAGUUAAAGGUUAUGGUACAAAACUUAUGAACCAUUUAAAGGACUAUUGUCAAACGAUUGGUUGUUAUAGAUUUUUAACAUAUGCGGACAACUUUGCCAUUGGUUAUUUCAAGAAACAAGGUUUUACAAAAGAAAUUUCACUAGACGAAAAGAGAUAUAAGGGCUACAUUAAGGAUUACGAUGGAGGUACACUCAUGGAAUGUGUGAUAAGAACAGACAUUAAUUAUUUGGACGUACCAAUUAUGAUUGUAAAACAAAAGCAAGCACUCCAACUAAAGCUGAAAGAAGUUUCCAACUCUGACAAGGUUUAUCCAGGUAUUAAAUUAUUUAAAAAUGGUGGCAAGAUAAAUGGCCCAGAAGAUGUGCCUGGCCUUCAAGAGAUUGGUUAUCAACAAGAAACCAGAUCAAGAGAUCACAAACUUCAUGCUGCAUUUGUGGAGGUGUUGGAAAAACUAAAACGACAUGAACAUUCUUGGCCAUUCUUAGAGCCAGUUGAUCCAGAAGAAGUUCCAGAUUAUUACGAUGUUAUCAAGUUACCAAUUGAUUUAUCGACAAUUGAACAACGUUUGAAAAAGGAUUACUAUCGUACUAAGGAUAUAUUUGUAAGCGAUGUCAGAUUAAUCUUUGAGAAUUGCAGAACUUACAACUCUGAACAAACAGAAUAUUAUUCUGCUGCUAACAAAUUAGAGGAAUACUUUAAAACAAUUAUGAGCAAGAUUUUACAACAGAAAAAUUAA